Argentina anserina (silverweed cinquefoil) is the source of this 2618-nucleotide messenger RNA. Its product is annotated as subtilisin-like protease SBT5.3. NCBI's taxonomy places the organism in Eukaryota, Viridiplantae, Streptophyta, Magnoliopsida, Rosales, Rosaceae. Gene Ontology annotation, biological process: proteolysis. The transcript has 11 exons. The record is from RefSeq and is a predicted model, not a curated record. The coding region runs from base 1 to 2316 and encodes 771 amino acids. Gene Ontology annotation, molecular function: serine-type endopeptidase activity.
AUGAGGCUACCAAAACCUGCCCUUUGCCUCCUCUCUUUUCUUCUCUCUUCUCUAGUACUCCACAGACCCACCUUUGCUAUAAAAAAGUCAUAUGUGGUCUACUUUGGAGCUCACUCACACCCCCCUGGCUUUUCUGAACUUGAACUAACCCAAGUGAGAGAGAGUCAUUAUGAGUUUCUUGGAUCAUUCUUGGGCAGCCAUGAAGUUGCAAAAGACUCCAUUAUUUACUCAUACACAAGGCACAUCAAUGGCUUUGCUGCCACAUUAGAAGAAGAAGAUGCAGAUCAGAUAGCUAAGCAUCCAAAGGUAGUCUCAGUUUUCUUGAACAAAGGAAAAAAGUUACACACAACAAGAUCAUGGGAUUUCCUGGGACUUGAACAUAAUGGUGUUACUCCCCCAAAUUCAGCUUGGGAGAAGGCAAGAUAUGGUGAAGAUACAAUUAUAGCAAACCUUGAUACUGGGGUAUGGCCAGAAUCUAAGAGCUUUAAUGAUGAAGAAUAUGGACCGAUUCCAUCCAAGUGGAAAGGAAUCUGCCAAAAUGAAGCUGAUACUGAAUUUCACUGCAACAGGAAGCUAAUUGGAGCUAGAUACUUCAACAAAGGCUUUGCUGCAGUGGUUGGACCACUCAACUCCUCCUUCCAGUCACCGCGCGACGAGGAAGGCCACGGCUCUCACACCUUGUCAACAGCCGGUGGCAACUUUGUGACCGGGGCAAGUGUGUUUGGCUUUGGAAAUGGAACAGCAAAAGGUGGAUCACCAAAAGCUAGGGUUGCAGCUUAUAAGGUGUGUUGGCCUCCAGUCAAUGGAAGUGAGUGCUUUGAGGCAGACAUAUUGGCUGCAUUCGACAUGGCGAUCCACGAUGGCGUUGAUGUGUUGUCUAUAUCACUUGGUGGAGAUCCUGCUCCUUUUUUCAACGAUAGUGUUGCAAUUGGAUCUUUUCAUGCUGCUAAGCAUGGCAUUGUGGUGGUCUGCUCAGCUGGAAAUUCUGGUCCGGGUGAUGGUACUGUAUCUAAUGUAGCAGUGUGGCAGAUCACAGUAGGUGCUAGCACCAUAGAUAGGGAGUUUCCUAGUUAUGUCACUCUUGGCAACUGGAAGCACUUCAAGGGACAAAGCUUAUCGGCUAAUGCCUUGCCUGGCAAGAGGUUCUACUCACUUAUAAGUGCUGCAGAUGCUAAAGCAGCUAAUACAUCAGUUCAUGAAGCUUUGUUGUGCAAAUCUGGAACGCUUGAUCCAAAAAAGGUUAAGGGAAAGAUCUUGGCCUGCCUUCGAGGGGACAAUGCAAGAGUGGACAAGGGUGAACAAGCCUUACUUGCUGGUGCUGUGGGGAUGAUUCUUGCUAACGAUGAGGUUAAUGGGAAUGAAAUUAUCUCUGAUCCACAUCUCCUCCCUGCUUCACAUAUCAAUUUUACUGAUGGCGCCCUUGUCUUUGCUUACAUCAACGCAACUGAGUUUCCUAGAGCUUAUAUAACACGUCCUACAACGCAAUUAGGAACAAAACCAGCUCCAUUCAUGGCAGCAUUUUCAUCGAAGGGACCUAACACCAUUACACCAGAUAUCCUUAAGCCUGAUAUCACUGCACCGGGAGUGAGUGUUAUAGCAGCCUACACUGAAGCACAAGGGCCAACUAAUCAAGAGUUUGACAGAAGGCGAGUUCCAUUCAACUCGGUUUCUGGCACAUCUAUGUCAUGUCCACACAUUUCCGGCGUUGUUGGCCUUCUUAAAACCCUCUAUCCUGACUGGAGUCCAGCAGCUAUUAAAUCUGCAAUCAUGACCACAGCAAAAACACAAGAUAAUAGCAGAGAACCAGUGCUCAAUGCUUCAAACUCUGAGGCAACACCAUUUAGUUAUGGAGCAGGGCAUGUUAACCCAAACAGUGCUACAGAUCCUGGGUUGGUUUACGAUUUAGACACUUAUGAUUACUUGAAUUUGUUGUGUGCAAUGGGGUACAAUGAAACACAAAUCGAAACAUUCUCACAGGAGCCCUACAAAUGCCCUAGCCCUUCUAUUAGUCUCACAAACCUGAACUACCCUUCUAUCACUGUCCCUAAACUCUCUGGCUCCCUCGUUGUGAAGAGAACGCUGAAAAAUGUCGGAGAACCGGGAACCUAUAAGGCACGCAUCAUAAAUCCAGAUGGCAUAUCGGUUUCUGUUGAGCCGAUGAGCUUGAAGUUCAAGAAGGUUGGUGAAGAGAAGAGCUUCAAUGUAGUCCUACAGGCUAAAGGUUCCGAAGCAGCUAAAAAUUACGUAUUUGGAAAGUUGAUAUGGUCAGAUGGUAAGCACAAUGUAAGGAGUCCCAUUGUGGUAAAGGCGGCCUAAAGAAGAAGUAAGCAAAUCUGCUUCAUCUAUUUUGACAGUACCUCAUCACCUAGUUUCACUGGUUUUUUCAUUAUAGCCUAGUAGAUAAUCUUAGUUGCUAGGUUGAUGAUUUUUUUUUGGUCAAUCUAGGUUGAUGAUGAUCUGCAAUAAUUGACUGGAAGUGAACAUUGUUCGAGCUUAGUUUAUUAUUAACGAAAAGCUAGCCUACAAGUACUUUUACGCAUCAUUCGAUUCAGGCCGGUUGUGUUGAGCAUUCAUGAACUAGUUAUUGUACUAGUACGUUGCUUUCAGCCAAAUACUUG